Melanotaenia boesemani (Boeseman's rainbowfish) is the source of this 2797-nucleotide messenger RNA. Its product is annotated as galectin-3-binding protein A-like. Gene Ontology annotation, molecular function: protein binding. Gene Ontology annotation, cellular component: membrane. Bases 128 to 1942 code for a protein of 604 amino acids. NCBI's taxonomy places the organism in Eukaryota, Metazoa, Chordata, Actinopteri, Atheriniformes, Melanotaeniidae. The record is from RefSeq and is a predicted model, not a curated record. The transcript is spliced from 6 exons.
GUUAUAUUUGACCCCCUCCUUUUCUGAACUGGACAAGUGAGGCUUGCGUGCACAGGGUAGGGAGCACAUUUGAGGACAACACAACUCAAAACCAGAGGGAAGACGAUUCCUAUACUGGUGGUUGAAAAUGCUCACAUAUCGAAAUCUAAACACUCUGGGGCUUCUGCUUCUGUGUGUAUCUGGAAGCGCACUGAAGUUCAACUUGUUCAACAAAAUCAAUGAUCGUCAAGAGGGUAAUAUAAGGUUGGUGGGUUCAAAGAGUGUUUCAGAGGGCCGUGUGGAGGUUUAUCAUGAUGGAAAAUGGGGAACAGUCUGUGACGAUGAGUGGGACAUAAAUGAGGCUCAGGUUGUGUGUCGUCAGCUCAACUUUCCCGGAGCCAAAUCUGUUGUCUUUGGGAAGGACUACGGACAAGCACCUGGACCUAUUUGGCUUGAUGACAUUGCUUGCAAAGGCACAGAAACCCAGCUUGUGUUAUGUGAAUUCAAAGGCUGGGGGGUAACUGACUGCAGCCACAAGGAGGAUGUUGGAGUGAUUUGUGAAACAGGAAGUAAGUUUAAACUUAGAAGCAAUUCUACACACUCACUUGACCACAGCAUCAGCCUGUCUGAUGGAUUCGGCCAAAUCUUUGAUAGCGGGAUUGGCUGUGACUUCCAAAUCUUUCUCCAGAGUCCCACUGGAAAAGAGCAUGAAGAUGGCACCCCAGAAAUAAUUGAGGAAACGAUCUGUGCACACAAAAUGUUCCUCUCACUGUUCCCAUUCUUCGGUGCUUCUUCAGGGAUGACGAACAUCACUGUGAGUUUCAGCAUUUCCUGCCAAUCACACUUCACCUCUUUUAUCAGGUAUUUUUACACCUAUAAGAUUGAUGUGACCUCCUCCUCUGCAAUGUGCCUCCAUCAAAUGGCUUCUAAGUUUGGAGUCAAGCAGCUGAAGGCGGACAUAGGCCGGCUGUUCACUCAAAUCCUCCCAGAAGACACCUCCUUUUCCACCCAGGUGUCUCUUUACCAAUAUGCAGUAGAGUCUGAGGACUUAAUCCUUGAGGAAAACUGCAUUCAGUUCUUUGCUUGGAACUACCAAAAACUGACCAGCUCUCCAGCGUGGACCAGCCUCUCUGUGGAACUCCUUCGGGCUCUUCUUACCCGCUCAGAUUUGGUGGCACCAGAUGAGUACUUUGUGCUUCAGACUGUGGAGAAAUGGAUCACAGAGAAUGCUAGCUCCAUCAGUUUGGAAACCCAGGCAGAUCUGUUAAGUCACAUUCGCUUCCCCAUGAUCCCCGCGGAGAAACUCUAUGAAUUAGAGUCCAACUCUCCACUUUACAAUACUCAUAAGAAUAUGUAUCUUGAAAGGGUCUUGAAAGCAUUUCACUUCAAUGUUCUACUCUUUAACAAUAUUUUGACCAACCCAAAGUUUAAAAAAGAAGAUCUUGACUACAAACCCAGGAUCUACACUGCUACACCUUGGAGCAUUGAGCUUGACUUCCCAAGAAAAAUGUCAUCAGAUCAAGGACAACCAGUUCAUCAAUACUCUUCAUACAACAGGCGUCGAUAUGAUUAUGGCUAUGGCUACUAUUAUGCCACUGAGUCACCGUACAUUAGAUCCAACUCAUUUGUAACUCCUGUUCAUAACAGCUUGAUCUUCCAGGGAAACACGACCACUUGGGAGGCGGAAAUCCUCAGCACUAUGAAUGCAUGUUCAAGGAAAGGUCUGAGGUGUGAGUCCGUUCCUGCAGCAAGGCUGGAUCAGAGAAGUUACUACACUCCACAGAGCAACAUCCUCUUUCGUAAUCGCCUCUUGCUGAUGUGCCAAAACAGAUACAUCUGUCAGGUUCAGGGUUUCAAAGACAACCUAGCCUAUGUCUCUACAAAUGGUACCCAGGCCUUUGCCUACCCCUGUCCUGAUGAUAACUACAAAUACAUAUUUGUAGUGAGGCCAGAGUACAUCUGAUCCAACAUGAAAGAAAAUAAUCACAAAACAGCAUAAUCAGGUACUUUUCCAUUACAUGGCAUCAUAUGGCUUGCUUUUUCUUUGUUUGUUUUCCAUUGUAUGAAACCAAUACUAUCUUUUUUUUGUACUACCUCUGCUAUGGUUCCAAACACUGCAUAGCAUUGAUUGAUCAGAGAGCCAACUCUCACCAACACACUUCCUUAUUCCAUUAAGUGGUUUAAAAGUCCAGCACCACAUUUUGCUACAUAAAUUACAGAUAUUUGUGCACAUGGAUUUCAUAGGCUACUAUGAGCAAAACUAAUGACUACAUGAGCAUGUUUGGAUUUACAGACAUUUUUUUUUUUACUCUGAUGGAGCUGAGCUCUGCAGUGCUCUGUCGUUAUGAUCACUGCCAACAAAUACCUAAACUCCUCUGAACUAAAACCCGGUUGCACACUCAUUCAGUACAAUAACCGCUCUGUACCUCUCUCUACUGCUGACUUGUCACUUUGGAUAAAAGCAUCUAUUGAGUCAAUGUAAUGUAAUAUACACACACAGUUAAUUUGUGCUUCUUGUCACACAGCGUCACACAUGCAGCGCUGAUGAACAACUGAAGAUACCCACAAUGAAACAGUACUGGCAAAUGAAGCAGGGGAAAGAUAUACUGAGUCAAACAUUGUAUCAUAAAAUGGAAAAGAACACAAAUUGUCAAUUUUUUCUUCAAUAGAUUGCAAUCAAAUAUUACAGCUAUAUUCCAUUUAAGUGAUUUGUUUUAAUGAUUCUUAUAAAUUGUGGAAAAUGUUAUCUGUCUUAAUGAAUAUCUGUAGACUCCUUUCCUGCAUAUAAAGAAAACAAAUAAAAUGAUUUUUAAAAGGA